Messenger RNA from Penicillium soppii, 501 nucleotides. RefSeq lists its product as uncharacterized. The record is from RefSeq and is a predicted model, not a curated record. The transcript has a single exon. NCBI's taxonomy places the organism in Eukaryota, Fungi, Ascomycota, Eurotiomycetes, Eurotiales, Aspergillaceae. The coding region runs from base 1 to 501 and encodes 166 amino acids.
AUGACAGUGACUAAAGAGUACCAAAUCUGCUCCACGAAUAUCAACGGAAAGCUCUACCUUUUUGUUGAUAACCUAGGACUUAACGACCCCGAGAUCUCUAAUGCUGAUAUUCUGCGUGAGAUUGCGAAGCUACUCGAGAUUACCAAGGACUCCGUGACAUAUGCCGAUGUUCUUUAUGUACACCCGGCUACUUUGCAAUUCUCGGGUGAAGCGAAACAGAGCCUACUGUUUCUGAAUGCAUUCUGCGGCCCGUCAUAUUUUCCUUCCAUUACUUUUGUCGUCACCAUGUGGGACCGAAUCAGUCCGAAUAAUAUAGAAGAACAAGACGAGUUGGUGUGCGAAAUGGCAAGGACUAAACGGUCAUCUUUUCUGGACAGGGGAGCGAAUUUAUAUCACCACGGCAGAGUUUACGAAAGGGACAUGGCAACACUUGAGGCCCUCAGUCUCAGUGAAAGCCAGAGGUUCGACAAAGAUACGCGAGAGAAGCAAUUUCACGUUUAA